Messenger RNA from Cladophialophora carrionii CBS 160.54, 1173 nucleotides. RefSeq lists its product as uncharacterized. The transcript has a single exon. Gene Ontology annotation, cellular component: membrane. The record is from RefSeq and is a predicted model, not a curated record. NCBI's taxonomy places the organism in Eukaryota, Fungi, Ascomycota, Eurotiomycetes, Chaetothyriales, Herpotrichiellaceae. Bases 1 to 1173 code for a protein of 390 amino acids.
AUGCACCCUCCUGGAUUACCUUCGUCGCCGGCCGCGCCAUUCGACCAUGACAUCGUUUCAGCCCUCCAAACUUCCUCACCACCGAGCGUCGCAGUGACAGGCACGUCCCUCAUCUUCAGUAUAGCCACGGCGGCAGCGUCACAGACCUUGGCGUCUAUUCCCAACCCAACCAAGUCUCCUGCCGCUCCCAUGUCGGACGACGACGAUAGUGGUGGUGAAUGCAAGUUGCUAGGCCCUUUUGCCAUCUUGGUUCAAGCAGCGCUGGGCGCUUUGGCUCUGUUAUCUUUGGUCUUCAAGAGGUGGAGAGAAAGGCCACAGCGGCCCCUGAAGGUGUGGUCUUUUGAUGUGUCUAAACAGGUUGUUGGAUCGGUUCUGCUGCAUUUGUUGAACCUCCUUAUGUCCAUGUUCUCGUCUGGGCAGAUUGGCGAGAGCGUUGUCAACGCAGCAGCGACCACACUAGGAGCAGAAACGACCGAAGCAUACCAGCCAAAUCCAUGUUCUUUCUACCUGCUCAACUUGGCCAUUGACACCACUCUCGGGAUCCCUAUCUUGAUUGGCAUCCUGAAGAUUUUGACCAUUGGCGCGAGUUACACACCUCUGGCGCGGCCCCCCGAAUCGAUCGAGUCGGGCCAUUAUGGCACGCCCCCAAAGGCUGGCUGGUGGGCCAAGCAGUGCCUGCUCUACUUCUUGGGCCUCAUCGGCAUGAAAAUUUGUGUCUUCAUCAUAUUCCAACUUUGCCCUUGGCUGGGGAGAGUUGGGGAUUGGGCGCUGCGCUGGACCGAGGGCAACGAAGCCGUACAAAUUGCAUUUGUCAUGUUCAUAUUCCCUCUCAUCAUGAACGCGCUUCAGUACUACAUCAUCGACACAUUUAUCAAACAGAAGAAUGGGCCACAACUCGACGGUGGGGAGCACAAUGAGCGCGAAAGAGAUGGAGAGCACGGCGCUUUGUUGGCAGAGGACGGUCCGGGAGACGGCCGAUCUGUCGAUGAAGACGAGGCCCAUAAGGCGAGAAAUGUGUCUCCAAGCCCGAAACGGUCUGACCAGCUGGAAAGAAUCAUAUCCUACGACCCGGACAAGGACGGAGAGCUGGAUUCGACCAGGCAGGACGGCGCGAGUAGCAGCUUGACGGCUGAGGCAGAGGACGAAGCUAUUGAGCAUAGGCCUCGGAUAUGA